This is a messenger RNA of Symbiodinium necroappetens, 522 nucleotides long. The record is from the annotation of a GenBank genome assembly. Lineage: Eukaryota; Dinophyceae; Suessiales; Symbiodiniaceae.
AUGGGUUACGGCGUUGGGCGAGGGAAGUCCUGGGGCCGUGGCUUUCGAAGCAUACGUGACGACGACUGGGGCCGCGGAGGCAAGUCGGCCUGGAAUGGGCGUGCCAGCUACAAAGGCAAAGGCAAGGGCAAGGCCUAUGGAGGUCGCGGGGGUGGGGUCUGGCGAUCGAUCGUAAAGCGGCCGUACGGAAAGGCCUACGGCCGAGGAAAAGGCCAGAAAGGCGGGUACGGCUAUGGCGGCUACGGCCGCGGUCGCUACGGCUAUGGCCGUGGACGAUACGGCAGAGGGAGCUACGGCCGCGGGGGGAAAGGCCGAGGGUACAAAGGAGGCCGAAAAGGCAAGGGCAAGGGAAAGGGCAAGGGAAAGAGGAACCAGGUUACCAAGGAGAUGCUAGACCGCCAGUUGGAGGAAUACAUGGGGCCGGACGCGAUGAAGGCCAUGCUAGACCUGGAGUUGGAAGCCUACUUCAAGGACAAGAAAAGCUUGGAAGCUCCGAAAGCAGAGGCCGCCGGCAAUCCGUGA